Messenger RNA from Camellia sinensis, 1176 nucleotides. Its product is annotated as patatin-like protein 5. Gene Ontology annotation, molecular function: glycerophospholipase activity; monoacylglycerol lipase activity. NCBI's taxonomy places the organism in Eukaryota, Viridiplantae, Streptophyta, Magnoliopsida, Ericales, Theaceae. The record is from RefSeq and is a predicted model, not a curated record. Gene Ontology annotation, biological process: lipid metabolic process.
AUGGAUGGUGUUGAAGAAGUACGUGCAGCUGGUAAAGAAGCAUUUAAAGCUUUUGAAGAAAAAGCAUUAAUGCCUUGGCACGAUGCGCGUAACCUUGAGGAAGAAGCUACAGAGGUGUUGGGAAAAGAAACUCGGUUGAAGGACACAUUAACCAAUGUUGUUAUCCCAACUUAUGAUCUCCGUACACUGCAUCCAGCUGUCUUCACUACACGCCUGGCUACGGAAGGAAACCUUGAUUUAAAAUUGACAGACGUAGUUGUCGGCUCGGCUUCUGCACCUGUUUAUUUUAGGCCCAAAACAUUUAAAGUCGGGAGCAAUGAAUACACGCUCGUUGAUGGUGGUGUCGUGGCUAACAAUCCGACACUUCUUGCUAUAAAAGAAGCAGCACAACUAUUUGGAAAUCCACGUGACUAUAGUAAUUAUCUAAUUCUAUCCCUUGGUACGGGCAAGGAAGAGGCUGUCCUUGUUGGACACGACACUAUUUCAUUCGGCGGGAGUGCCUUCGAGUGGCUCCAGUUUUUUACGGGAACACCAAAGUUGUUGGAAGUGAUAUUCGGAGGGUCCGAUGAUAUUGUAGAUGUCACCACUUCAUUCAUCCUUGGUAAACAUAAUACUCACCACAAUUAUCUGCGAAUUCAGCGAUAUGACAUGAAGCAUGAUGAGAUGGACAUCGACAAUGCGAGUGAAAAGAAUCUUCAUAGGCUAAAAGAAAUUGCUGAUGAGCUUAUUCACAAUAAGUUUCUUAAGGUUCAUGACUCGGAAACUGGCUUACUUAAAGACACACCUGAAGACGUUGCUCCCCUCAAGAUCGAAUGUGAGCUCAAGAGAUUUGCUGAAAGACUCUAUUAUGAAAGGAGAAGGCGCGAGUUUUACAGGAAGUAUUACCAUGUGAUGGUGAUUAUCUGUUUUCUAGUGUUAGUGUUCUUUGGAUUUCGUGGUGUUGGAUUCAUUUAAUUUUGAACCAAAACCACUGCUCAUAAAAAAAGGUUCACCACCUAUAUCUAUAUUAUAUUUUCAUUUUUUUCUUUUACCCUUGAUUUCAGAACAAAAAUAAGAGAGGCAUAAUCUCUCCAACAAGUGAAUGUGUAAAAAUAAGUGUGUGAUAAAUUGUUGCUCUUCGUUGUAAUGUUCUAUCCUUUCUUAUAUAAUCAAUAAAGUACAACUUUCAAUUAAUUA